Molecule: messenger RNA, 620 nt
Organism: Rhizophagus irregularis DAOM 181602=DAOM 197198
Lineage: Eukaryota; Fungi; Glomeromycota; Glomeromycetes; Glomerales; Glomeraceae
Source: RefSeq, a predicted model, not a curated record
UCUUCUUUUUAUUACACAACUUUUUUCUUCUUUUAUAAUUUGCAUCCUUGAGUUUGUUUCCAUUCGGGCGCUUUUAGUAAAUGGCCAGGGGAAAACAAAAGGAACAAGCAAGAGAAAAGGCUCAGAAACAAGCCGAAAAUAGACAAGGAGGUAAAUCUCAAUUGGGUGCUCGUGCUGCGGGUUUGCAACUAAAAUGUCCCGUUUGUAAAACUCCUGUAGCUAAUUAUAAAAUCAUUGUCCAACAUAUGGAGGCAAAACAUCCUAAAGAAACUAUCCCACCUGAAAAAGAUUUUCAAUGAAAUCUAUAUCAGCAGUUGAUCAUCUUUUACUAACUCAUUUUUAUAGCUUACUUAUUUUAACGAAUCCUCCGAGUCUUUCUCUUUCUUGGAGAUCAAAAAAAAAAAAAUAAUUGUUAGAAAAAAAAAUUAUUUUGGAAUAGGGUGAGACUCGGAGGGUAUUUUUUAUUUUGAAUUUUCUUUUUUUUUUCCUCGUGUAGUAGUACUUUUUUUUUCAUGUGAAAAAUGAUGUAAUUAUUAUUAUGUAUAAUUGUUUAUUGUAUUUAUGUUUUUAUCUGAUUGAUGUUCUUUACGAAAAAAAAUAAAGGUAAAAUAUUUUAGUUC